CACAUAUGUAGAGACCCCGCCUCUUUGUAUUAUGCUUGGUGCGCGAAUGCAAACACUUGACAGUACUUAUUAUUCAUUCAUUGUGAACCUUGAUUCAUUGCCGUGCUUUGGUGUUGCCACAGGUAAGUACAUCAUAGAUCCAUGUAUCCAACCCUCGAUGUCACUGAUCUGCGAUGGACCUACACUGGAAUUCCGGAGCCAAGACAGCGACUGCAACAGUCGAGCUUCUCGAACGACAGAAUAUUAACAUCAAAACCCAUGGGAAACACCUAACAAUAUCUGGGCAUUUGAAGCGCUCGGAGAACCACAAAAGGGCGGAUAUACAGUACAGGAACAUUUGUAUGGCAAGUCUUCUAGAUCAUGGUGAUUGCAUCAUCCAGGCUGAGUAUUUCCAUGCAAAGAUAGAGGAUGGAAUGAUUACCGCGCGCUUCAUCGCGUGAAGAUGUGGUGCUAUCUGCAUGUUGCGACAUGUGACUGCUUUGGAUUUGUAUCUUUGGCACCCUGCGAAGGUGGAAUAAGGAUUCUAAAGCAACCAUGUGUCUAUACGAUGGCUAUACAUGUGCAAGCAUCCGACUACGAUGCGACUUUCGUAACCUGCCUCUGAAUUUGUUGAGUAUGAUGAAGUGACAAUGGC
Molecule: messenger RNA, 634 nt
Organism: Suillus discolor
Lineage: Eukaryota; Fungi; Basidiomycota; Agaricomycetes; Boletales; Suillaceae
Exons: 1
Coding region: 174-440 (88 amino acids)
Source: RefSeq, a predicted model, not a curated record